Messenger RNA from Nelumbo nucifera (sacred lotus), 1672 nucleotides. It is a transcript of the gene CYP721A1, whose product is annotated as cytochrome P450, family 721, subfamily A, polypeptide 1. Gene Ontology annotation, molecular function: oxidoreductase activity, acting on paired donors, with incorporation or reduction of molecular oxygen; monooxygenase activity; iron ion binding. NCBI's taxonomy places the organism in Eukaryota, Viridiplantae, Streptophyta, Magnoliopsida, Proteales, Nelumbonaceae. The record is from RefSeq and is a predicted model, not a curated record.
AAAGAAAAAAUCUAAAAUGCUCACUGCAACCCGAUAGCGUCUCUCUCUCUCUCUCUCCGAUCUUCACCGGGCCGCUCGCCACCAUGCACCUUCUUGUUACUGGAGUCUUCUUUCUUCUUCUCUACAUCUUGCUGAGAUCCAUACACUCCCUCAUCUGGGUUCCAUGGAAAACCCAGCUUCACUUCCGAAAUCAAGGAAUACGAGGCCCAGGCUACCGUCUGAUCUUCGGAAACGCCGCCGAGAUCCGUGGACUGAUCGCAGAGGCUCAAGCAAAGCCAAUGAUGCCUGUCAGUCAUGAGAUCAUCCACAGGGUCAUGCCUCACUACCAUACCUGGUCGACUAUCUAUGGCAAGACAUUUCUCUACUGGUUCGGCCCGAAACCUCGGCUUGCUAUCGCCGAUCCGGACAUGAUUAAGGAGAUUCUGCUCAACACCAACGGCGCUUUCGGGAAGAUUGGAUUCAAUCCUUUGUCUAAGCAACUGUUUGGAGAUGGGCUGGUUGGUCUGGAGGGUGAGAAAUGGGCUAGACACAGGAGGAUCACCAACCAGGCCUUCAACAUGGAGAGAGUCAAGGAAUGGGUGCCAGAAAUUGUGGCUAGCACAUUAAAAAUGUUGAAGAAGUGGGAAGAAAAGAGAGGCGAAAGAGAUGAAAUCGAGAUAGAAGUGAACAGAGAGCUUCAUAAUCUCACUGCUGACAUUAUCUCACGAACGGCUUUUGGUAGCAGCUACGAAGAGGGGAAGCACAUCUUCCAAUUACAAGAACAACAGAUGCACCUCGUAUCGCAGGCUCUACGAAGCGUGUACAUUCCCGGGUUUAGGUUUGUACCCACAAAGAAGAACAGACGGAGAUGGAAGCUAGAGAAGGAAAUUCGAGAAUCGCUACGGAGGCUGAUUGAGAUUAAUGGUGAAACAAGUCAAAAUUCCAGGAACCUCCUUGGCCUAUUGAUGUCGACUAACAGAAACCAGUCGGAAACCGAGAAGACUGAAGGACUGAGUGUGGAAGAGAUAAUAGAUGAAUGUAAGACAUUUUACUUUGCAGGGAAAGAAACUAGUGCCAACCUUUUGACAUGGGCGAUUCUCCUUCUAGCACUGCACCAAGAAUGGCAAAGCAAAGCACGCCAAGAAGUUGAUUGCGUCUGCGGUGAUGUUGGGCUGCCUACUGCAGAGAAUUUGAAUGACCUCAAAAUUGUAAGCAUGAUUAUCAAUGAAGCACUCCGCCUCUACCCACCGGCCGUGAUGUUGAUGAGGCAAACAAACAAGGGCGUCAAGCUAGGGAAACUUAACAUUCCUGCUAACACGCAACUGUAUCUGGCCAUGACCGCCGUCCAUCAUGACCCUGAAAUUUGGGGUGAAGAUGCCGAUGAGUUCAAUCCGCUGAGAUUUAACAAUCCCAAAAAGCAUUUGGCUUCAUUCUUCCCGUUUGGAUUAGGUCCCAGGAUCUGUGUGGGUCAAAAUCUAGCCGUUGUUGAGGCAAAAGUUCUUCUGACUAUAAUCAUCCGUAGAUUUUCAUUUGUCCCAUCGCCAUCUUAUGUCCAUGCUCCUAUGCAGUUUCUAACGAUUCAGCCUCAAUAUGGAGCCCAGGUUGUGUUUAGAAAGGUAUGAGGAUGUAUUUGGGACCGGAAUGUGUAUAGAAAUAGAACAUGCUUAGUACAAGAACAAGUAAACUAGUUCAA